This is a messenger RNA of Hypoxylon fragiforme, 2596 nucleotides long. RefSeq names its product pre-mRNA-processing factor 39. Gene Ontology annotation, biological process: mRNA 5'-splice site recognition; RNA processing. NCBI's taxonomy places the organism in Eukaryota, Fungi, Ascomycota, Sordariomycetes, Xylariales, Hypoxylaceae. The record is from RefSeq and is a predicted model, not a curated record. The transcript has 5 exons. Gene Ontology annotation, cellular component: commitment complex; U2-type prespliceosome; U1 snRNP. Gene Ontology annotation, molecular function: protein binding. The coding region runs from base 371 to 2137 and encodes 588 amino acids.
CCAGCCUCAUUUUAGCUUACAACUUGCAUGUGCUUUUUCCCUUUCUACCAACCAAUUUUCUCUCGCGACCAUCAUUGUCCGUCGAUCUCGAGAGUCCAUUGUCAUCCGUUCAUUCAUCCCACGUAUUCCUUUUUUCCCCCAAUUAAUUCAUGGAAACAAUCGCCUAGUGGAAUCACAAAUAUUUAUAGAGAUUAUCCCUUAAGAAUCAAAACAUACAACAGAGGUCCUCUUUUGCGACUUCAAUUCAUUCGACUUCCUUUUAAUUCCCUUUCAUUCCUCCAGCCUUGCGCCGACUCGGCUCCCGCUUCUUCAUUUGUCAUCCACCUCAUCACCCGAUCUUUUCAAUAAACUUGCCCAGUACGCUGCGGCUAUGUCUGACUUUAAUCAAUUCGGCACCUCUGAUGAGGAGAACGCCGAGAUCAAGAAGCUGACUACUGAAGUUGAAGCUGAUACCGACAACUUCGAAUCCUGGGAAAAGCUUAUUCGUGCCUGCGAGGCUCAGGAGGGUGGACUCAACCGCAACUCCAGCCCACAGGCCCUCGCCACUCUUCGCGAUGUUUACGAUCGCUUUCUCCUCAAGUUCCCGCUACUUUUUGGCUAUUGGAAGAAAUAUGCCGACCUCGAGUUCAAUAUCUCUGGACCCGAAUCCGCCGAAAUGAUUUACGAACGUGGAUGCGCAAGCAUAACGAACUGCGUCGAUCUUUGGGCUUCCUACUGCUCCUUCAAGAUGGAGACCACUCACACCCCCCAUUUAGUCAGAGAACUCUUCGAGCGAGCCGCCAACUGCGUGGGUCUCGACUUCCUUGCCCACCCCUUCUGGGACAAGUACAUCGAGUAUGAAGAGCGACAGGAGGCACACGACAAGAUAUUCGUAAUCUUGCAACGAGUGAUCCACAUCCCGAUGCAUCAGUAUGCUCGUUACUUCGAACGAUUCCGUCAACUUGCCCACACGCGUCCUAUCAAGGAGCUAGUACCUGCCGAUACUCUUGCGCGUCUUCGAGCAGAAGUGGAGGCCGAGAGUGCUGCACUCGGCUCGAUGCCGCGGGCCGAACUUGAAGUUGAGCGAGACAUACGUGCCAAGGUCGACACGAUGUUCUACGAGAUCUUCCAGAAAACACAGGACGAGACGAACAAGCGGUGGACGUAUGAAUCGGAGGUCAAGAGACCUUAUUUCCAUGUCACAGAGUUGGAGAACUCACAACUCGCAAACUGGCGAAAGUAUCUCGAUUUUGAAGAGAGCGAGGGUGAUUUUGCCAGAACCACAUUCCUAUACGAGCGCUGUGUCGUUACCUGCGCUCUGUAUGAUGAGUUUUGGUUAAGAUACGCUAGAUGGAUGUCAGCCCAGCCCGGCAAGGAGGAAGAGGUACGCCACAUCUACAUGAGAGCUGCCACUCUCUUCGUCCCCAUUAGCAGGCCAGGCGUCCGACUACAGUUCGCCUAUUUCGAGGAGUCGUGUGGCCGUACUGGUGUCGCCCGUGACAUUUACGAGGCUGUACUCAUGCAACUGCCCGAUUGCGUAGAGGCUAUCGUAUCUUGGGCCAACCACGAGAGGCGCCAGAAUGGGCUCGACGCGGCCAUCCAGGUUUACAAAGAGCAAAUCGACGCGCCUCACGUUGACAUUUUUACGAAAGCCGUCCUCGUCACUCGAUGGGCGUACUUGCUGUGGAAGAUCAAGGGAUCAGUCGACGAGGCCAGAACUGUGUUCCUAAAAAAUGUCCAGUGGUACGCCGACAGCCGCCACUUCUGGGAGAAGUGGAUUGCAUUUGAGUUGGAGCAGCCCACGAGCUCGGAGCUGGAACCACAGCAUGCCGAGCGAGUGAAGCAAGUUUUCGAUGAAUUGUUGGCGAAGAGCAGAAUAUCAUCGGCCGCUAAGCAGGACCUAUUCCUGACAUACCUAACCUAUCUCCAAGAACGGGGCGGCUCGGAUGCCAUGAAGCAGUUCCUUGCUAUCGAUCGUGAGAUUUACGGUCCUCCUUCGUUGGCAGUUCUUGACAAGCCUACGAUCAAGGAAAACGGAGCAGUGAAGAGCCCGAUGGACCCGGCGACGCGUGCUAGAGCUGAGAGUAACUAUCCAGCAUACUACGAGUAUUAUAUGGAGCCCGACUCUAGCGCGCAAGGCACUGCGUCUUUCCAGUAGGAUUGAAGAUUCUAGAUAACCCGGGGGGUUCUAGACGUAUAACGAGCACGACACUGAGGCAAUGGGACGAAACGAGGCAACAGACCGUGUAUCAUAUUGAAAAAUUUCUGCUCCAGCUAGAGGAUCAAACUAGGGUAUAAUAGGGGCACGCGAGAUAUCAGACCACUGGAGAUUCAAUGUUUAGGAGUGGGUGGUAUGUGUGAGGGCUUGAUUUAUGUGUAUACUGGGCAUGAUGUAGCUCAAGCUGUGCCAGUCGAAGAAGAGAAGCUGACGACAGUUAAAAAAGUAUAAGGCGGUAGUUUGCUGCGCAUACUUGACGAUCAAUUGCAAAUGAAAUUAAUUUCCCCAGAAAUCCAGGAAUCCAGGAAUCCAGGAAUCUAGAAUGUUUAUUAAUAGUGUUAAUGAAUCGUGUUAAUGCUGUGAAUAAUUACUAACUACCUACCUAGUAGGCAACCUAGG